GCAGGUUUUAAUAAAAAGCUAGGGAACGGGUGCUCGGAAAGCAAGUCUCUUAGCAUGCCCGAGAAUUUUCGCCAGAUUAUACCCUCCUUCUAGAGAUAUCUCUGUCUACAAAUUGGAAAUGUAGUCCUAAGUGAGCUUAUGCGAUUAUCAGUUUAGUGCCUGGCAUUCUGUUUUUCUCUCCGACCUUAAGAACCGGUUAAUUCAAUCCUUUUUUUGGACGAUAUGCUCGCCAUGGAAUACCAAUCCGCUCACUCUUUGCUUGGAUGUCCUGUGGAAGUGUGCUACUCUAUCUUCUCAUACCUGUCUCGAGCCGACCUUCACGAUAUUUGCCUUGUCCAUGCAAAUUUGCGUACACUCGCUGAACCAUAUCUAUAUUCGAAUAUACAGUUCACAUGGGAGGAAGAAUUGCAGCCUCAACCAAUUACCUCACUGCUGCGCAGCCUUUUACGCCGGCCUCAAUUAGCCACCUAUGUCAGUAGAGUCUCUCUAAGCGGAUCUUAUUUCCACAAUCCCUUCUUUGAAAGCAGGGCUCCCAAAAUUCUAGUUUCUGAGAGUGAACUAGAGGAGCUCCUAGGGUUUGUAAGGAAGACUACGGUCCCAUAUCGCUGGACAUGGUUGGAAGAGCUGCGGAAUGGGACAAUGAACGCAUUUGUCGCCGUCUUACUAUCCCAACCAUUGCGCCUCACUUGCCUCGUGAUUGAUGGUGACUUUCUCUGGGAGAGUCAAUUUAUUGGCCUGGUGUUUCGGUCAAUGAUCUGUGAACCUAAUGCCUAUAACUGUGGUCUACGACUCGAUUUUAGUUAUCUCGAGACAGUAUCCCUACAAACUUCUUACGAUCAUUUCCGGUUUUACAAUAAUGCGAGGAAUACAGCAGACCUUCUUCCCAUUUUUUAUCUGCCAUCUAUCAAGCGACUUUCCGCCUCAAUUGAUAAUCCAAAAACAUUCUCGUGGCCAGCAAUACAUCCGCCUUCUUCUUCAAGACUCCAUGAUCUAAAGUUAGAAUAUCUACGGGACCCUUUUCUUGGACAGGUACUCUCGGCUACGGAUCAGCUCAAAUCUCUUCACUGGAAAUGGCACUUUUACGAGGAAGUUUAUGACGAACAGUUUCGCAUGCGCAUUAUAGACUUAACACAAAUUACUAAAUCAAUAUCCUACGUUCGAGAAACCUUGACUGAACUUGUCAUCUCGGCUACAAAUCAUGACGAUUCUGAUCCACUUCCACUGACCAUUCAAGGUUCCAUGAAGGGAAUGAGCGAAUUUAAGAAACUAACAAAGCUUUCUAUCCCGGUCACAUUCCUAAUGGGGGGGUGGUCCGCAGACCUGACCAAGAGAAUAGAGGAUUGCCUUCCUCAAAGCCUCGAGUUUUCAACUAUAACUGACGAUCUAAGCGCAAAUAACGAGUAUAGAUGGAGGGAUCACGAUUUAUAUAAUGUACUUGAACGAUGGCUGAAAACUUAUCAGGCCUCUACACCCCAGCUUUGCGAUGUAAAAUUUAUAUUCCAUCACCCGCACGAGAAUGCAGCUCUCGCUCCGGGGCUAAGUGGGCUUACCAACAAAGUGAGAGUUCGAUUUCAACGGGUUAGGUCCGGAGGUCGUGGUAGACUUGGGGGCUUUGGCCGUGGUAGAAGUACCUAGUAUAAAGGUGUCUGCCAAAGGACAGUUCUAGGUUCAUAAUAUGCAUGGUUUGGGGAACUCGGUAACCAGAAGCGGGGCGUGAAAAACCAAGCAGAUGUAACUUUAGCAUAGACACUCCUGGUGUCUAGAUCCCUGAUCUUUGGCUUUCAACUACAGUUUCUUCAUAGUUCUUCAUGUAGAACCAAGUUCAAUCAGGAUUUUCAACAAAGCAAAUCCUCUGGAGUUUGCACUAAUCCUGCUCUUGAAUUUAUCACUACGAUUUACAUACAUCAGAGUAUUAUACGUAGGGGCGGCACCUGUACCCCCUAGUCCUGUAUUUUUCAGGAGAAAGUCAUCCACAGAAUUCAAAAGUUUCUGAUUGACCCACACAGUUGGAUCUGAUCCUUCCUGGACACCCCCCCCAGCAAGAUUAUCCAAGGAAUAAGGCUGUGCAGGAAUAUUCG
Messenger RNA from Talaromyces proteolyticus, 2078 nucleotides. RefSeq lists its product as uncharacterized. Lineage: Eukaryota; Fungi; Ascomycota; Eurotiomycetes; Eurotiales; Trichocomaceae. The record is from RefSeq and is a predicted model, not a curated record. The transcript is spliced from 2 exons. The coding region runs from base 223 to 1635 and encodes 470 amino acids.